Messenger RNA from Adineta steineri, 7908 nucleotides. Lineage: Eukaryota; Metazoa; Rotifera; Eurotatoria; Adinetida; Adinetidae. The record is from the annotation of a GenBank genome assembly.
AUGCGUGCAUUAGAUCAAAAUGUAAGUACAUUAGCAGCACAAACAUUAAAUAGUUAUCAAAUACAAAAUGAAGAUGGUACACUUGAUCGUGAAGAACCAUUUAUUGCACGUUGUAUGAAUUGUUUAAAUGAAUGUAUAAAUACAGUUCAAGAUUUAUCAUCAUUACGUACAAUAAAUCGUAUAUCAGUUUUAUUACGUACACAUUUAGAAUUAUUUAUGCGUCGGUAUUCUUAUGUUAUACGUCUUUAUCAAUAUAUAUCACAAACAACGAAUAAUUCAAAUAAUUUCUUUUCAUCAUCAUCACUUAAACCUCAUAUUAAACAAUUAGCAUUAACAGAUGAUCGUGAUACAAAUAUGAUUAAAUUAAUAUGUAAUGCACCAAAUGCAAGUGGUGGGACAGAAAAAUAUAUAUUAAAAAUGAAUCCAAAUGAAUUUAUUGGUGAUUUAAGGGCGGAAUUAACACGUUGGUAUUGUACAUUAAAACCAACAAUGACAAAUGUUCUAACACAAACAUUAUUAACAAUUGAAAAAAAUGAUUUACCUUUAUCAAAUCCAACAUCAUCAAUAACCGCAACUACAACAGCAGCAACAUCAUCAUCAUCGUUUGAUCUUCUUCACAUGUCAAAUUUACCAUCAAUACGUGUUUUAGCUAAUGGACAAGAACUUGAUCGAGAUUUUGAUGAUAAAACAUUAAAUGAAUGUAAUAUAAAAGAUAAUCAAACAAUAUUAAUAAAUGCAUCAACGAGAAAUCGAACAAAAGAUUUGUAUAAUAUUGAUGAACGUCUUUUAAAAAAUUAUAUACCACAUAAAAUGCCAAUGAUGUUAUUAUUAAAAUAUAUUGAACAAUUUUUUUCUAUUCUUGCACAAUUACAAACUUUUAUUGAAACAUCAUCGGAGCAUGCUGAAGCUCGUCUAGCUGUUAGUCGUCUAUGGGAAAUUCUCUUACUUAUUCCAACACAUAGUGGUAUAUUUCAAAAAUUAUCACAAUUGAAUGAUUUAAAUGAUAAUGAAAAUAAUAUUGAACAAUGGGCAGCUUGUUUACAACGUUCAGAUCCAUUUCGUUUAACUUAUUCUUUACAAAUAAUUGAUAUGCUUAUAAGACGUAUGCCUACAUAUAAGGAUUUAUUUGUUCGUCGAGGUGGUUUAAAAUAUCUUUAUGAUUUAUUUAUUUCAAAAUCAUUUUUUACUGGACCAAUUGAUCGUUCAUGGUGUGCUGGAUUACCUGAAGCACUUUUAUAUACAUUGAAAAUUCUUUGUUCAUGUCUAUUAAAAAUACCUACACCAUCUAUUCAAUCUUCAGGUCAACAACAACCUCCACCACCAUCAUCAGCACCACCAGUAACUAUUUCAGCUGCUGUUGACGAACAACAUUCACCACGAACACCAAUAAAUACAAGAAAAAAAGCUCGACGUGAAACAACAACACCAGCGAUUAUUGCUGCUUUAUCUUCAACAGAUUUAACAAGUAUUGACAUACCAUCAUCAACACCAAUUGUUCAUCAACAAUCUCAUUUUCAUAUUCAUGAAGCACAUUGGGAAAAUGUUGCAUUAAUAGAUAAAGAUGUUUUAUUAGAUACUCUCAUCGAUAUACAAUUAUCAAUUGUUACCAAAAGUACACGUUUAUGUUGUCCAGUUGUUUUAUUACAAUUUGCUAAUCGUACAGAUUUAUUACAUACAUCUAUGAUAUUAUUUAUAACAUUAUGUCAUUCAUAUGAUGAUAUUCGUACAAAAUUUAUUGAACAUCCAAAAUUAAGUCUAUGGUUAAAAACAUUAUUACUUGAUGCAUAUGAUUCUAUACUUAAACGUGAAGCAUUGUUAAAUAUUUAUCGACUAUCUAUGGUAUCAAGUAAUACUAUUAGUAACAAUUCUUCUGGAACAAGUGAUGAAUUAAAUCUUCAACCUAUAACAGAUUUUCCUCCUCCACCACCGAUUCCUACACAACGUAGUUGUCCAAUCGAUGAAGAAAAAGCUGCUCAAACAUUAACAAUCUCAUCAUCAAUCGAACCAUCCAAUGAACCUCCAGCUGAACGCAUUUGUCUCGUACCUAUUCUCAUCAAUCUUCUUGAAUUAAUACCUUAUGCACUUAAAUUUACUUCAUCAUCUCAAUUAAAUCUUGAUUCAAAUUCUUCUCUCUCAUCAUUUUCUCUUCAAUCAUUAAAUAUUCCAUCCACAAUAAUAACAAAAUGUGAUAAUCAUUCAUUUUUUCUUAAUCAAUCAUCUCAUGAAUAUUUUCAUUUAUUAACAUCCAUUAUUGAUCGUAUGCAUUAUGAUGAAAUCAAACAAAUAAAAAUAAAUAAAAAUAAACUUUGUAAUCAAAUUGAUUCAAAUACAAUUCAUACAAUUUUAUUUGAUCAUGAAUUAAUUGAAAUUUUAAUAAGUUUUAUUCAUGAACAUGUUCCAUAUGAAACACAACGUGAUAAAUUAAUUGAAGAUGAAGUUUUAUAUGGUUUACUUUGUUUAUUAACAUCAAUUGUAAAACAAUAUAAUAAUUCAUAUUUUAAACAAAUUAAUAUUAAUGAUAAUCCUUCGUAUAAACAAUUAACAUUUCAUUUAAUUGAUCGUGUAUUUAAAUAUUUAUUUGAAUUACCAACAAGUGAAAAUCGUUUUGUACCAAAAUGUAAAUCAUUAUUAACACGAGCGAAAUCUUAUGAAUUUCUUAAUGAAUUAAUAAAAAUUAAUCGAGAAAAUUUUAUUCAAUUACAAAAAAAACUUCUUCAACAACAUAAUUCAAUCGAUCGUCAACAACCAUAUAUAUGGGAUUAUUGGCCACGUGAUGAUGGUCGAUCCUAUUCAGGUUAUGUUGGAUUAACAAAUUUAGGUGCGACUUGUUAUGCUGCAACAAGUAUUCAACAUUUAUAUAUGAUACCUGAAUUACGUACAGCUAUAUUAAAUGCAACUAAAACUGGCAAACAUGAUUUUAUUCUCUAUGAAUUAAAACGUAUGUUUGCAUAUUUACUUGAAAGUGAACGACGAUCAUAUAAUCCGAAAAGUUUUUGUAAAGUUUAUACAAUGGAUGGUUUAUUAUCUUUAAAUACAGGCGAUCAAAAAGAUAUGACGGAAUUUUUUACUGAUUUAAUAACAAAAUUAGAAGAAAUGUCCGAUGAUUUAAAACAACUUGUUCGAGAAUUAUUUUGUGGUAUAUUAACAAAUAUUGUUAUUUCAUUUGAUUGUCCACAUAUAUCAAGAAAAUUAGAAGAAUUUUAUACUGUACGUUGUCAAGUUGCUGAUAUGAAAGAUGUACAUGAAUCAUUAGCUGAAUUAACAGUUAAAGAUACAUUAGAAGGUGAUAAUAUGUAUACAUGUUCAAAAUGUUCGAAAAAAGUUCGAGCUGAAAAACGAGUUUGUUUUAGAAAAUUACCGAAAAUUUUAUGUUUAAAUACAAUGAGAUAUACAUUUAAUAUGGUAACAAUGCAACGAGAAAAAGUGAAUACUUUAUUUCAAUUUCCAAUGCAAUUAGAUAUGAGUGGUUAUAUGGAAACAAAUUUAAUUGAUAGAAAUAAAUUAAUUGGAGAUGAUAAUAGUAAUAAUGAUGAAGAAAAAGAUAAUGAAAGUUCAAGUAAAUAUCCUCCAACUUCUCCAUCAUCUCCUAAUGAAUCUCAUUUAUUUGAAUUAAUUGGUGUUACUGUUCAUACUGGUACAGCAGAAGGUGGUCAUUACUAUUCAUUUAUACGUGAACGUGUCAAACGUCCAAUAGAUAGUAAUCUUUCGACAAAUUCUGAUUCAUUAUUAGAUAAUUCUCAACAAUCUCAACAACAUCGUUGGUAUUUAUUUAAUGAUGCUGAAGUUAAACAAUUUGAUCCAUCACAAAUAGCUAAUGAAUGUUUUGGUGGUGAAAUAACAUCAAAAGGAUAUGAUCAAGGUUCAGAUCGUUUUCUUGAUUUUCAAUUUGAAAAAACACAUUCAGCUUAUAUGUUAUUUUAUGAACGAAUUGAUACACCAUCAUUAUCAACAACAACAUCAAAUAUUCCAACAUUACAAUUAAAAGAUCCUAUAUCAUAUAUCAUACCAAAAGAUAUAUCUGAUUGGAUAUGGGAAGAUAAUCGACGUUUUGUUCGUGAUCGACAUUUAUUUGAUCAUCAUUAUUUUACAUUUAUGUGGACACUUUGUCAUUAUCAAGUACCAUCAAAUCCAUUAGUCAUCAAAGAAGGUGAACAACAACCACAACAAGAACAAACUGAUAAUAGUAAUAUAACAUUAGAAUCAUAUGAUAUGUUACCCAUACAAUUAGCAAUAACAUUUGUUUUUGAAACUUAUAUACAUGCAAAAGAUAAACCAACAAUGGCUGGUUGGGUAGAAUAUUUAUGUAAACAAUUUACAGCAUGUAAACCAGUUGCUGUUUGGUUUCUUGCACAUAUGACACAAGAUGAUACGUGGCUAAUAAAAGUACUUGUUCGUUGUCCAAAUCAUACUAUUCGUCAUAUGUUUGCACGUGUAUUGAUUGAUGUACUUCAUAAAAGUCGCUUUCGUGAUUCAUCAAAUGAAGAUUCGCUUGUUGUUCAACAAUUUAUUCGUAAAUAUUUAUUAAUUAUAAAUGAAGGUGGUGCACGUUUACCAAUUCGUUAUAUGUCCGAAUAUUUUGUUUUUCUUCAUGAUUUUGCUCGUAAUGGUAUUGAUGAAUGUUAUUUAUUACUUGAUUGUUUAUGUAUUCAACAAUUAAUAACAUUUUAUAUGUUACAUCGUGGUCGGCAACCUAAACAAUCAUCAUCAAAUAAUAAUAAUGAUGAUGGUAAUACAAGUUCAGAUGAUGAAAAUCAAUCGAAUACAAAUUUAUUAAUGACAACAAAUACCAUAGAUGAUGAUAUUAUACCAUUAAAUACUAUACGUUUACCAACAAAUAAUAAUUUAAAUCGUCCAGGAAUAUUUGAAAAAAUGUUUCCAUUAAUUGCUCUAUUAUUAGAAACUGAACGUACACGUACAAAUCUUGAAAAUUUUGAUUUACAUUUAUUUGUUGAAAAUGAUUUUGCUUUUAUUCAACAACAAAUACUUGAUAAUAUUAAUUUAAAAGCUACGGCACAUAUUAUACAAUUAAUUUGUUAUAAAAAUGAUGUUUAUGCAAAUAAAAUAGUUAAUCUUUUAUGUCAAUGGAUUGUUAAUUAUAAUAAUGAUAUGAAUAGUUUACAAGCAUUAUUUAAAGUUUUAACUUAUUUAAUUGAACAAAAUCCAAAUAAUAUUAAUAAUGAUACAAAUGAUCAACAACAAAUAUCAUCAACAAUAAUUCUCGAUAAAAAUUGGUGUGAUUUUGCAUCAUUAAUUGUUGUACGAAUUGGUAAAUUAAUUGAUAUAUGUCCCACACAAGUCUUUGAAUGGUUUAAUAGUGUUGUUAAUAAAUCAUCAAUUAUACAUCGAUGGAUUUAUGAUAAUAUACGACAAUGGUUAAAAUCUUAUUUAUUAUAUAAUACAUAUACAAAAGUAAGAACAUUAAUAGCACAAUUAAUGGUUGCUCUUGUACCAUCAGCUAUAUUUCGUCAAACAUAUCGAACAGGAAAAUAUUUUUUAAAUUUAUCUAAACAACAAUUAGCAACAGCAGCACAAACAUCUACAACGACAACAACACAUGGAACAAUUACAUCAUUAUUAACAUUUAAUCAACAACUAUCUACUGUUCCAAGUAAUACAUCAUUUUCUUCAUUAUUUGAUCAUCAACAAUUUGCACAAUAUCCAACUGAUUUUACAACUGAUACAUAUACAAUUCUUCGUACAUUAUUAUCUUAUCUUCUUGAACUUUUAACUGAAAUCGGUCAUGAUCAAAGUGAAUUACAUAUGAAUGAUAAUCAACAACGUCUUGUUCAAUAUUUAUCUGUUUUAAUACAUUUUACACGUUAUACAUCGGAAAAAUCCCUUUUAACUGAAAACGAUUAUUUACAUUCAUUAUGUUCAUUAAUAUCACAUCCAAAAUUAAUUGAAGAUCAUACAAUAAAUAAUGGUAAUAAAUUAUUAAUAUUUAUAUUUUUACAACAAUUAUUAGAUGAAAAAAUCUUUUUAACAAAUAUUCUCAAUUAUGAACAUGAUUUUAAACAACAAUUACCCAUGUGUUUAAUUAUUGUUGAUCAUGAAGAUCAAGAAUUAAUUUUAUAUAAUCGUUUAUUUUUAUUUAUUUAUUAUAAUAUAUUAAAACAAUUUUGUCAAUAUUCAUGGUCAUAUUCAAAAGAAUUAGCUUCACAUAAAAAUAUGUCAUGGGCAUUAAAAAAUGUUUUACCAUAUGUACAUUUAUAUCCUGAUGCAUGUGAACAAUUAUUAUCUAUAUGUAAAAUAAUUUCACAUACAAAUCGUGAAAAUCUUUCCAAUGAUGAUCAACAAAUAAUAAAUGAUUUUAAAAAAGAAUUAUAUACACUAAUCUAUCGUUUUAAUGAUAUACGUACAUCAUGGACAAUAAUACUUGAUUUAACACGUGAUAUGUGUGAUUUACAAGCAUCACAUGAUGAACGCUUACAAAUAUUAAAUCGACGUGGUUUACCUGUAUUAACAACAAUAUUUUUUACCAUAUUUUCUUUAUAUCAUGAUCAAAAUCAAGCACAAAUUUUAACUAUACAAAAUGAUUUAAUUUAUUUAUUAAGUUUAAUUGCUAAUCUACUUGAUACAGCUGAUAUACAAAUAAAAAAACCACAAACAAAUUCAACAAUAAAUAUGAGAAAUAUUGUUGGUACACAAUGGAAAGAAAAAAUGGAAUUAGUUGGAAAAUUACUUUUAUUACUUAAUUCAUAUAAUUCAAGUGAAAUUCGACAACGUGCUGUUGAUUUAUUAAAGAAAAUUAUUGUACAAUUAAGUAUACAAGAUUUAACACAUGUUGCAUUACAUGUUAAAACAACACAUGAACAAGCAGCAGCACAAUCACAUCCACAACUUGGUCCAUAUUUUCCACGUCGAAAGCAAUCAACGAAUAAUACACAACAGCAAGGAACGAUUGAUCGAAUUAGUAAUCCAACAGUUCACACUCCAUUUCGACCACAUUUUGGCAUGUAUUUCAAAACACAAUUACUUGAAACAUCCAAAGGUCGUGAUUUAGAAUUUGAUCGUGCUGUUCAUGCAUAUUAUUCUCCUUAUCAUACAUUUAUCGAUUCUUUAGCACGUUAUGCUUACAAUCAGAAUGCUCUAAAUAGUUCAAUAUUAAAUCUUGUUACACUUGUUGCUUGUGAAGGUGUACAAAGUAUGCAUUUUCAUUUAUUUGCUAAAUUAUGUCUUGAAAUAUCAAGUCAAUCGAAAACAAGUGCACAAACAUUAAUUCAUGAUCUUUUACAAACAUCAUCAUCCUAUUAUUUUCAUCAUUUUAUUGAAAUUGUUCUAAUUGAUGAACGUAUAUCAUUAUAUCAAAUUGAUAAUUAUUCAUUUUUAUAUACUUAUUUACCAAUGAUAUUGUCAAUGAAAAAAACGUUAGCAACAACGAAUGAUUCAACACAAGUAUUUAUACAACGUCUUGAACAAUUAUUAAAUAAAACAUGUGAACAUUGUUUACAAUCAAUUUAUAAUGAAUCACAAACAAAUUUAGAUUGGUUACAAUCCUAUAAAAAACUAUCAAAAUCAAUUAAUUAUUCUCAUAUGCAAAUCAUUGGAGAUAUUAAAGCAUUAGAAUUAUAUUUACAUUGUCAAAUAAUAAAUGAUAAAAGUAAAAUACAAAAUUUAAUUGAACAAAGUAUUCGAUUUAUUGAACAACAUUUACAAUUACCAUUACAAAUUGAUGAUGAACAACAACAACAACAGCAACAACAACAACAAGAAAGUGAAUCAACAACGAUUGUUGAUGAUGAAAAUAAUCCAAUAAAAAAACGACGAUUAGAUGAUAGUAGUUUAACAAUUGAUAUUACAAAUAAUGAUCCUAAACGUAAACAAAUUAUGGACACAUUACAAAUUUUACAAACAUUUUUGACAAAUAUCAAUAAUAUAACUAAUGAAUCGACCACGAUUGAACAAUAG